AUGGCAACCAGGAGAGGCGGUGGUGGUGGUGGAGGUGCUGCAACGCCUCCGGCCGGUGGCGGAGUUUGGCCCGUCUUCGAAGAUUUUAAGCCUACAUCAGAGUGGCUGCAAGACAGUGAAUCGAAUAUCCUCAAUAUCUAUCUCCCUGGAUUCGCCAAGGAGCAGCUCAGGGUCUCGACAGAGGGCCGGGAUGUUAUCAGGGUUCGCGGGGAACGUCUGGUAGCUGGCAAUAAAUGGAACCGUUUCCUCGAGGACUAUGAGGUUCCUAGAGGCAGUGACAUGAAUUCAGUCCGUGCCAAGUUCCAGGGUGGGAUUCUUACCAUCACUGUCAAGAAGACAAGUGCGGACAUGACUCACGACGUUCAUCCUCCCAAAGCUGCCGUAGCCGAAGCUCCAAAACAGCCCACUCCUCAAAAGGGUCGAGAUGAAUCUCCACCUGCAGUAAACAAAACAGCUGAUCUCAGAACAACACAGGGCCAGCCGGAUGAUUCAAGAGAUGCAAGGAGCAGUAGUCCAUUUAGAAAUGUCGGGCAAGUACUUCCUCAAGAAAGCAACAAAUUAAGAGAAACACACAUAGCACCAAAGCAAACCAAUGAUGCAACAAAGAAGCUGGAAAAGAAUGACAGUUCAGAAACAAAUAAAGAAUUACCCGCGGGCGAGACCACUGUGAAGGAGAAAAUAAGGAGCGAUCCGCAGACCUCUAAAACAUCGGAAAACAACAGAGAUUUAAAAGAAAAACAAACCCUUCAUUCAAAAGGCCAUGCUGAUCACAAUUUUUUAACAGUGGAGAAAUACAAGAAAGCAGUGCAAGGACUCAGCGAGUUAAAUGAAGAUAGAAAAUUACUCGUAAACAUGGGUGUUGCAGUGCUUGUUGUCAUGGCAAUCACUGCUUAUGCAACCUAUAAGUUUACAUCAGGGAAGGAUCAAAAGUAGGUCCUUAAGAAAUGUAUAUUUACAUUCACUUGUGCACAAGUAUGUAUGAAUGAAAGCUAAAAGUUCAUCCACUAAACAGGCAAUAUCCAAUAACAACACAUAUGUCUCAGAGAUCAUUACAAAGCCAAAGCACAUACAUAAAUAACAAAAACAAUCACACAUCAC
Molecule: messenger RNA, 1098 nt
Organism: Andrographis paniculata
Lineage: Eukaryota; Viridiplantae; Streptophyta; Magnoliopsida; Lamiales; Acanthaceae
Product: inactive protein RESTRICTED TEV MOVEMENT 2-like
Exons: 2
Coding region: 1-933 (310 amino acids)
Source: RefSeq, a predicted model, not a curated record